AUGAAGUAUCUAUCUAUCUAUCUAUCUAUCUAUCUAUCUAUCUAUGCACUAUUGAAUAAUAAGUUAUCAUUACCUUCUUGUAAAUAUGGCCGAUUGUAUACGUUAUCUAUCGCUAUCUACCCCUAUUUCUCUCACCCUAUCUAUUUAUCUAUCUACUGUAUAUUUAAGCAUUAUUACCUUUUGUACAUAUGGCCGAUUAUAUAUAAUCUAUCUAUCUAUCUAUCUAUCUAUCUUGCAUAUUUAAGCAUUAUUGCCUUAUGGUACAAAUGGUCGUUAUCUAUCUAUCUAUCUAUCUAUCUAUCUAUCUAUCUAUCUGCUAUUAAUUUCAUUUUACUUUUCUCAAUAUUUUUCUAUCAAACAACAUACUUUCAUAUCUAUCUAUCUAUCUAUCUAUCUAUCUAUCUAUCUAUCUAUCUAUCUAUCUUAUUUUAUUCAUUAACUGUGUUAGUCUAUUCAUUAUCUACCCCUCUAUCUUAUACUAAUCAUUAUCUAUCUAUCUUAUUUUAUUCAUUAUCUGUGUUAGUCUAUUCAUUAUCUAUCGCUCUAUCUUAUACUAAUCAUUAUCUAUCUAUCUAUCUAUCUAUCUAUCUAUCUAUCUAUCUAUGUACUUUAUAA
Messenger RNA from Acanthosepion pharaonis, 615 nucleotides. Lineage: Eukaryota; Metazoa; Mollusca; Cephalopoda; Sepiida; Sepiidae. The record is from the annotation of a GenBank genome assembly.